GGCAUCAGUCGCUCUCUCACCGUGUACGCGCGCAGUCGAGUUUUGCAGUUUGUCGCCGAAGUGUACAUACUAGAGAUGUAUCUCGAAGAAUUUCUAGGUCGCAGGUACAAACUAGUGAAGAGUGAAAACUUCAAUGAGUACAUGAAAGCGAUCGGCAUUUGCUGCCUGAUGCGGAUGGUGGCUAACAACGUGCGUCCGGCCAUGAUCCUGACGAGGGCCGGCCACUGGUUCACGAUAUCGUCGCUGACGGGAGUCUUCACGACGACCACCAGGUUCCGGCUGAAUGACGAGAGGUACGCGUCCACGCACGACGGCCGCAGAGUCGCCCGCAUCUUCACGCUGGAGGGCAGCACACUCACCUGCGUCGAGAGGGGCCACAAACUCGUCACGACAGUGUUCGACUUCACAGCGGAAGAGCUCAAGAUGACUAUAAUGGUGGACGACGUUGUUUGCACGAGGAUAUUUGAAGCGAUACGUGGCAUGGAAUUGGAGGGCUUCACGUCUGCUCCUCACCAAGUUCCGCAUAUCGGGAAGAAGUGAAUGGUGGCGCAGUUUCGAAGAGUUUGCUUAAGCAAGAAACUGCUUCUGGUAUUCAUUACUCUUAUUAACUUCGUAUUUAAAAAUGAUUUGUCGCAGCUUGUACGUAAAAGUGUGUGUUGAUAACUGUCUGUUCACCAUGAACCAAAGUCUCACACAAAUUUUCAUCUCAGGGUAAUUUUAAUUUUUAUAUCUUAUGUAAUAACUGUUUGUUUUGUAAUCUAUUUUGUUCCAAAUCUGCAGUGCAAU
Messenger RNA from Schistocerca nitens (vagrant locust), 786 nucleotides. Its product is annotated as fatty acid-binding protein, muscle-like. Gene Ontology annotation, molecular function: fatty acid binding. The transcript has 3 exons. Gene Ontology annotation, cellular component: nucleus; cytosol. The record is from RefSeq and is a predicted model, not a curated record. NCBI's taxonomy places the organism in Eukaryota, Metazoa, Arthropoda, Insecta, Orthoptera, Acrididae. The coding region runs from base 76 to 540 and encodes 154 amino acids. Gene Ontology annotation, biological process: fatty acid transport.